AUGCUGUGUAAUGAUGAAGCGCCUCGGCUGCCUCCCAAAGUUACUCAACAUGGUCAUCCAACGGCACAAACACCAGCGCGACCAAGUCAGGUUGAACAGCGACUUAUCCGUACCGUUCCCCGUCGUCAACGGCCAUCUUUUUUCAGCAUGAUGACUAAACAGGCCACAGAAGACCUUGAAGAGGACGAUGCUGUGUACGUCUGCUACCGCCUUGACGGUAGUCUGUUUAACAGUCUGUUUAAAUUCAGGAGACUGCAGGCCCACACAAAGACACUUGAGCAGCUUUUCUGUGACCUCCUCUUCGCCGACGACACUGUCCUCGACGCCUGCACAGAAAGAGCCCUGCACCGUUUAACAUCCCGCUUUGCAGAGGCUGCCCGGCUCUUCGGACUCGAGAUGAGCCUGAAGAAGACGCAGGUCCUCCACCACCUCAGGAAGAGUACCGCCCUCCCCACAUCAGCAUCGGCGAGGCUGAGCUGA
Messenger RNA from Acanthosepion pharaonis, 480 nucleotides. Lineage: Eukaryota; Metazoa; Mollusca; Cephalopoda; Sepiida; Sepiidae. The record is from the annotation of a GenBank genome assembly.